GACGAAUCGGCCAGCUAAAGAUGAAUAGCGAUAGCUAUGCAGGGCCCAGAUUCCUUGAUGCUUCUGGAAGGCCGUGAGAUUUUGGUAACAUUAAGCUGAUAGGGAUCGCGGUCUUCAGGUGCAGGAGAUGAACAUCUAGCAAGCCUGUAUUACCUAAGGCGUAACAUUGUCCUGACCUUCCCCGCACGCCACGCUUUUUCGCGUGGCAGGGCCUCGCGAAUGAUGAGUACCCAGGUGUGUGGGCCAAAUGCGACCAAACAACUAAAUGUUGACGCUGGUUCACUCCGGAUCCUUAUCGGCGUUAUCGACGCCCCACCUGACUAUGUGAACCUUUCAUUCCGAGGUGGAAUGCUGCAGAAUGACAGACAACUGCUGUAAUGGCUACUUCGAAUGACCACAGGCGGGUAACAAAGAGAUCCUCGAACGCCUGCUCCAGAUGCCGAAGACAGAAAAUCAAGUGCUCCGGACAGCAGCCUUGUGCGAACUGCGGCAAGCGGAAUCUGACUUGUAUUUUCGAUGACCGAGACAACAAGAUUCUGGUUACCCAAGGCUAUCUCUCUGACCUUCAAGCCAAGGUGGCACGACUUCAAAAUGCACAGAAUACGCCGUCUGUAUCCAAUCCGCUCUUUGCCGAAGACCAAGAUGUUCGGGCGCGAGUAAUGAGGAGUCAAUCCCCCGAUGAACCUCCCAGACGGGUAGCCCAGUCAAGCGGCAAUGGAACUCGAGAAAGUACCCCAGGCACAGAUGGACCUCGAGAGACAGCAAACCUGACUAAUCCGCUGACUGAGACACCUUCGAGAUUCAUGGCAGCUUCCAAUGGACGGACUUUUUACAUGGGAACUUCAUCCAAUUGGUCAUUUCACGGCCAAGUCUUGAGUCUAGUCCAUGAGCAUAUGCACAAGUCACCACUCCCAGCUGCGGAACUGCUGUUUGACGGAUCUGCAUACGACCUUCCGUGGGACGGUACACGCAGCGUGCCCGAUUCUGCGUCCCCCGUCAUUCCAAGCGUCGACUACGCCAUCUUCUUGAUCAACGCCGUCAAGUUCCAUUGCGGUCAAAUGAUGCACCUCUUUGAGGAGGAGGAGUUCAUGCUCAACUUGCAUGCUUUCUACUCAAACACAGGUGACAAGGCUAUCUGGAAAGAAAGCCUUUGGUACAUCCACUUCCUGAUGAUAAUAGCGUUUGGCAAGACGUUUGUCCAGCAGAAAAACCAUUCACCGCGCCCACCAGGUGCCGACUUCUUCAUACAUGCUCUACAAUUACUCCCCGAUACCAACAAGCUGUGCAGAGAUCCGGUCAUAGCAACAGAGGUUCUGUGUUGCAUCGCGCUCUACCUUCAAUCAUUAGACUCACGCAAUGCUGCACACGUCACAAUCGGGCAAGCUAUGAGGAUAGCCCUUGCACAAGGAAUGCAUACCGAUAUGCCAGUAAUGAAUCUGGGCGAUGCGGUUGUUCAGCGUUGUCGCAAGAUUUGGUGGACGAUCUUCAUUCUGGACCGUCACAUGACCUCCCUCAUGGGUCUGCCACAGUCGAUUCGAGACGAAGAUGUGUCUUGUCAACUUCCAAACUAUCAAAACUCUCCACAGCGAGCGGCUGCCCUGAACAUGCAAAUCAAGCUUGCAAAGGUGCAUGUCGAUAUUGCAAGUACCGUAUACGGCUCGAAAGGACGGCUUCGCAAGAAGUUUGUCUUGAGCAUCAAGACGGUGCUGGAUAAGCUAGCUGGACUGGCAGAAGAGCUCCGCACCUCCUUUCCUCUGCAUACUGAUGAGCGUUUCGGCGGCAUCUCUAGAUUACCAGCGCAUUCUCAUUUGUACUACUAUCAGACCAUCGUAAUCGUUACUAGACCAUUGCUAUUUUGCUGUAUGAAGAAGGUCUUUGAAUCUCCGCAACAAGUCAUACCCUUGAUCUCAUCACCUAAGAUCCGAAAGGUGCUACACAUGUCUCUAGAAGCCUCGCAAAAGAUUUUGGCCAUUCUUGAAAGCCUUCAAGAACAAGGGCUACUUGAAACGUUCUUGCCCUGGGAUCUGGACGCUCUCUUCGUAUCGACGAUGGUCCUCAUCGUGACUCGCUUCGUCGACCCGAGUCUAAUGGAUGAUCGAACUCUCUGGCUGGAGAAGGCAUUUGGGCUAAUGGAGACCAUGAUUGCUGGUGGCAACCGUAUUGCAGAUUACCGCAUGCGCGAGUUACGCAGGCUGGACGAGAUGCUCGCGGACUAUGCUUCCAUACAAGACAGACCACCACUUAUGGAUGCUCUCAAUCAGCAACAGCUCACACAACUCAAUACAAACAUCAUUCGGACGGCAGCGGGAGUCACCGAUGAUUCGGCGAGUAUGAAGCCCAUGUUCGCUUCACCAGAUGGUGGUCCGCUCUACUCAGGAUUCAGCGACGAGGGCAGCGGGUUUGGCGACGACCUUACGGCCGAGCAGAUUCUGGCAGUUGCCGAAUCUAUGGACAUCGGUGAAACAGAUUGGCUUUCUUUUGGCGUUUUCGACAACUAUCAGCCUUUGGAGAUGGUCGAUCCAUCGAUACAAUAGGACGCUGAUACACAGUAAAGAGGCACGCACCUUCGUAUUUAUGGUAGAUGCCGUGAUAUGGAGACGCAUGAUUAUGGGCGUUGAUUUCACCUAUGAGGGUUUAGCGUACACAAAAGGUCUCGUUUUGCAUAGUCAAAUUACUUGUCAGGUCACUCAUGUGACAGCGCGUUAUUGUCAGACGAAUUGAAAAUACACGCGCACCCUCACAACUCUUCAGUCGCAGCUAAUACAAAGACUACUACAGGCACACAAACAAUCGAUUACGAACUGAUGCUUGUGUCAGCGCCUGUCUCUUCUCUACUGGAGCCUAUCACUAACCAGCCAUGAUUCUUCUU
Molecule: messenger RNA, 2869 nt
Organism: Boeremia exigua
Lineage: Eukaryota; Fungi; Ascomycota; Dothideomycetes; Pleosporales; Didymellaceae
Product: Zn(II)2Cys6 transcription factor
Exons: 6
Coding region: 378-2534 (718 amino acids)
Biological process (GO): regulation of DNA-templated transcription; DNA-templated transcription
Molecular function (GO): zinc ion binding; DNA binding; DNA-binding transcription factor activity, RNA polymerase II-specific
Source: RefSeq, a predicted model, not a curated record